GUGUUCCCUUUAUUUUUUUGAGCAGUAUAUAUAUAGUGUAUAUCAUUGUCUCACUAUGUAUUUUGUGUCUUGAAAUCCGGCAAAAUAUGUUUUACAGGACGAAGCAGCAUUACCAACAUCAUUAUAAUUGGCACACUGUUAUCAAUGGACUCAAAUCAACACGUGUGCCUCAGAUGUUUUUUGUAUAUAAUUUGCAAAUUUUACUCUGUCAAUUACAAUGUGGAGGACAUCCCCUCCUUUAGGAAAGUUCUCACACAGGUCAAAAUUAGCUCCUUCAUUUGGCUUGUCAGGCCUGUGAAAGCCAAUUUGGGAAUUCCACAUUGAGGGAGUAUGCACAGAUGCAGUCACCAGUCCACUAUGUCCCACUGGGGUGUCAGCGACUGGCUGCUGGGGCGAGCGGAGUAGGAUUGGUCUAUGGUGGUCAACCUCCAGAGUGACCCCCCCCGCCCUUCAUCCUCUGUCCCAGCCCAGUGAAGGUGCAUGCCACUGAGACACACACACCAUGGCCACAGGGCGUACGCCAGCCAAGACCAGGCUAGACCUGGAGGACAUAGUGGAGCAGGAGACUCCUCUGUGGGUCCCACCCCUGGGAAUCCCUCCAGACAGACACACAGCAGAGGGACUACUGGAGAAAGUAGUGGAGGUAGAGGCAGAGGAACCAGCCCAAGGGGAUGACUCUGUCUCACUCUCCAUCUCUAUCCACAGUUACACCAGGCCUCUGGUGAAGGACAGGGACCCAAGGGGAGUCAACAAGUGUCUAAAGGUGACGUUUGAGGACGUGAUAGCCGAGCCCCCCUUGGUGCGGAGCUUCGAUAAUGUGUGGCUGUGGAGCCCUGUUGAAGUGUCCCAUCUCUGGUGCUACCUGCUCAUCUCCAUCCUCCUGGCCGUGCCCGUCUCUCUGGUAGCAGGGAUCCUCUUCGCUGUCCUCAGCUGCCUACACAUCUGGCUGAUCAUGCCCUGUAUGCAGCUCUUCCUGAUCAACAUGCACUGGGUUCAGACUGUUUCGAGCAGUGUGUUCAACAUCGCCAUCACUCCCUUCUUUAAGAGUAUGGGAAAGUGCUGUGGUAGCAUCAACGUCCGACUAGCCAGAGACUGAAGUUGGGCUCUGCCACCUUCUA
This is a messenger RNA of Oncorhynchus gorbuscha (pink salmon), 1118 nucleotides long. RefSeq names its product caveolin-2-like. Gene Ontology annotation, molecular function: molecular adaptor activity. Bases 503 to 1096 code for a protein of 197 amino acids. The record is from RefSeq and is a predicted model, not a curated record. Gene Ontology annotation, biological process: caveola assembly. The transcript is spliced from 3 exons. Lineage: Eukaryota; Metazoa; Chordata; Actinopteri; Salmoniformes; Salmonidae. Gene Ontology annotation, cellular component: caveola.